Molecule: messenger RNA, 1884 nt
Organism: Dendrobium catenatum
Lineage: Eukaryota; Viridiplantae; Streptophyta; Magnoliopsida; Asparagales; Orchidaceae
Product: probable amidase At4g34880
Exons: 3
Coding region: 30-1592 (520 amino acids)
Source: RefSeq, a predicted model, not a curated record
CCCAGUUGCUAGUAGACGCAGGUUUUACCAUGGCUAUCCCAUCCUCUUCUCUUACUUUCUUCUUACUCGCCGCUAUCGCCGCCGCCGCCGAUGCCAUUCACUCCAGCGCCAUCGACUACGCCGAAUCCACCAUCGCAGACAUCCAAUACUCCUUCGCCGACGGUACACUCACCUCCCGCCAGCUCGUUCAAUACUAUUUAAACCGAAUCCACUCCUUCAACCCAUACCUCCACGCCGUCAUCGAACUCAACCCCGAUGCCCUCUACGACGCCGACCUCGCCGACCGCCGCCGCCUUCCCACAUCCGGCCUCCUCCACGGCAUCCCCAUCCUCAUCAAGGACAACAUCGCCACCCGCGACCGCCUCAACACCACCGCCGGAUCCCUCGCUCUCCUCGGCUCCAUUGCCCCCCGCGACGCCGGCAUCGUCCGUCGCCUCCGCGCUGCUGGUGCAAUUAUCCUAGGCAAAGCGAGCAUGAGCGAGUGGGCUCACUUCCGAUCCUUAGACGCGCCCAACGGCUGGAGUGCGCGAGGUGGGAAAGGGCGAAAUCCUUACGCCGCGGCAGUGGAUCCGUGCGGGUCGAGCAGCGGAUCGGCGAUCGCUGCUGCGGCGGGGAUGGCAGCGGCGACUAUCGGGACGGAGACGGACGGAUCGAUCAUCUGCCCGGCGGCGGCGAACUCGGCUGUGGGGAUCAAGCCGACGGUUGGAUUGACGAGCCGAGCCGGGGUAGUGCCGAUCUCACCAAGGCAGGACUCGGUUGGACCGAUUGCACGGACGGUGGCGGAUGCAGUGGCAGUGCUUGAUGUGAUUGUUGGGUAUGAUGAGAGGGACGCGGAGGCAACGCAGGCGGCGGCGACGAUAGUGCCGAAGGGCGGGUACCGGCAAUUCUUGAAGGAAGAUGGAUUGGAGGGCAAGAGGGUUGGGAUACUUCGCAAUGGCUUUUUCAGAUUUGCAGAAGGGUCUUUAGAGGAGAAGGCUUUCGCAUCGCACUUUGAUGUCAUGAGGAAAAAAGGAGCAAUCUUGGUGGACAAUCUAGAAAUAUCAAAUGUAAGUACCAUACUUGAUCCAUUCCAAAGUGGAGAAGAAGCUGUUCUCUUGGCUGAGUUCAAGCUCUCACUCAAUGCUUAUCUCUCUGAGCUUGAAAUCUCCCCUGUGAGAUCUCUUGCAGACAUCAUAACAUUCAACAAUGAGCACAAAACUGAGGAAAGGAUUGAAGAGUACGGGCAGGAUGUGUUCUUGGCUGCAGAGAACACAAACGGGUUGGGUGCAGUAGAGAGAUUUGCCAUUAAAAGAAUGGCUGAGCUCUCUGCGGAUGGAUUGGAGAGGCUGAUGAAGGAGAAGAAGUUGGAUGCAGUGGUGACCCCAGAUUCAAGCGGGGCCUCAAUUUUGGCCAUUGGAGGCUAUCCAGGGAUCAGUGUCCCGGCUGGUUAUGGGAGCUCAGGGGCUCCUUUUGGCAUCUGCUUUGGGGGAUUGAAGGGCUCUGAGCCAGAAUUGAUCGAGAUAGCUUAUGCUUUCGAGCAGGCCACUAAAGUCAGGAAGCCACCAUUGCUGAGUUCACCAGGAUUGAAAUGGAUGCCUGUGGAGGAGAAAUGAUCAUGUGUAGGCUUCAUUUGGGACAACUUUCGUACUGCUUUGUAAAACGGUUUUCUAGUAAAAAAAUUCAAAUUCAAGAAAUUUUUGUACUGAAAAGUUGUUUUAAAAAGCAAGAGAAAAGCCGUCCCAAACGAAGCCAUAGUUGCAUAUUCAAUAGUGCAUCAAAUAUCAACAGUUGAGGAACUGCAGCAGUUUAUAAGGUGAUAAUUUUGAGAACUCUUAAACUAUUACUCUUUAUCCUUUACUACUCAACAAAUUGACAUCAAUACUUUCUUUCUGGUGGUUUUUGCCA